Iphiclides podalirius (scarce swallowtail) is the source of this 510-nucleotide messenger RNA. Lineage: Eukaryota; Metazoa; Arthropoda; Insecta; Lepidoptera; Papilionidae. The record is from the annotation of a GenBank genome assembly.
AUGGAUAAGGGACUAUUAGUGACAGCUACACUAAACAAUCACCUGCCUGGUCCAUGCUUCAAUCAGGAAAUAUAUGUGUGUAGUAAAAAAGGUUAUUUGGUUGUAAGAGGUGGGGACUUGCACGGUAAACUUCACAAAAGUGCUCAAAAAAGUACUCCCGACGAAGAAAGUAAAAGACAACAUGAUAAAGAAGAUGUUAUCUAUGUUGAUAUAGAAGACUUAAGUUGCACUUCAAGUGUGAUACCAAAACCUUACAUCAAAGGAUUGUGUAAAAUGAUAAGUGCUCUCAAGGAAGCAUUUCUUCCAGUUAAAGAGCAAAUGGAUUGGGUUAAAGAACCUGUGAGGGCUGCAGCCACCUUUGAAGAUGGUCAAAGAGUUCAAGCAGCAAUGGAAGCAUUAAGAAAAUCAAGCGAAGAUGGAUGUUGGACCACUGUACAACUGCUUACAGAGCCUCCAGAUCCAAACCCUGCACUAUCAGCAGCAGUCAGAAGAACUGCUAUAUCUUUGCAG